CGAAACUAAAAUAAUACCCGCCAAUCUGCAUAUUUCCUCCCGGUGGUGUACUGUGGGUUGUCGGUGCCACGUGAGCAGACAUGUUGGUUCGUAUGCUGCUGCUGGAGACUCUGCAAGAUUUGAUCAACGACGAAUUUAAAACCUUUAAGUGGCACCUCCAGGACAAGGUGUUGGACAGCUGCAAACCGAUUCCCCGGUCCUACCUGGAGAACGCGGACCGGACGGACGCCGUGACCAGGAUGAUAGCUAGCUACGGCGAGGAAAUGGCCGUGAACAUCAGUGUGGAGGUUCUGAAGAGGAUGAACAACAAUUCCGCCGCUGAGAAGUUGAGGAACAUAUACUCAGCAGGGGGAAACACAGCUGCAUCCUCCACGUCAGCAUCUGAUGCAGCUCCUCCUGCUGCUCCUGUAGCACCUCCUGCUGCUCCUCCUGCUGCUCCUGCCACAAUGAUGGCCAAGCAAGGAGGCGUGAUCUUCGCCCCGACAGUUGCAGGUGGCACAUCUGGGACAUGGAAUAUAACCAUCAAUAAAUAAGCUCAUGAAACACAUAGUUUGAUUGGACGGCCUACCUGCCUGUUUACCUGCGUGCACGCUGCCCGUGCACUCGUUGCUGGUCAACAUAUCUUCCACAUUUGUUUAUCUUGACGGCUGUGAAUGCUAACAGCAGCCAUUUUUUAUUCUUUUUUUUUUUCAAGCUAAAAAACAACAACAAAAAUGACAAUAAAAUGAUAUAACUAAAACAAAUAUUGAGAGACACAGGGCAGCAUCUCGUACCAAGGACCAAGUAUUCAAUCACAACCCCAAUACAAGAUUAACAAAUAAGCAAUUUUUUAUUCUUAACGUUCAUAAUGAUGUGUUGCUGAAUUGGCGAGCUAGUGCUGCUGGCUACUUUCAUUAUAAAAUAGUUGGCCACACUAGACUGUUUCUUUUCAGUUUGAUCAUUUACAAAAAUCUACCGUACUCUUGCUAGUGUCUCAACAGUACCAACCUUAGCUUUUCAGUCUCACGGAGAAAAUCCAAGUCUAAUGAAUCUUUUACAAUAAUUUGACACCGGAUCUGGCAGAAUAUACAUUUUUAGAUACGGUACCUUCAGUACAAUUUAGUACUUUUAGUUUUAAAAUGUGCUGGAACACAAGCAGCCUGUACUUUUAUAAAACCACUGUAAAUAGUUAAAUAUUUGUGUACUCAGGGUACCAUUACUCUCUCACAGAGUUUUACAAUGAGGGCUCAGAAUAGAAAAAAUUUGUAAAAGUUGUAAUCCUGAAGAGUUCAGUCCUGUGCAUAAACAUCUGACUCCUGCAGUAACAAUGAAAACUUAGAGACAAAUACAGAGUGAAUAAGAUGAAUUGAUAUUGCUGAAAAAAUGCAGAGCAUAAAUACUAUCAAAAAUGUGUAUUGAUUUAAUGAAUAUCUAACAUAUCGGAAAAGUUAAUUCAAAUAUGUUGUUUGUUUGUAUUUUUUACGUGGAACUUUUCUGAAACAUAUGAAUUAUUUGAUUGAUCAAAUAAAUCCAGUUGAAUAACUGAGCAACUGAGUGAUGCAAAACUGAAUUUGAGCCAUUUCC
Anoplopoma fimbria (sablefish) is the source of this 1563-nucleotide messenger RNA. RefSeq names its product caspase b-like. NCBI's taxonomy places the organism in Eukaryota, Metazoa, Chordata, Actinopteri, Perciformes, Anoplopomatidae. Bases 81 to 533 code for a protein of 150 amino acids. The record is from RefSeq and is a predicted model, not a curated record. The transcript is spliced from 3 exons.